CUUACUGUAGUAGUAACGGAGGACUUUAGAUGAAUCAUGGCCUAUCUUACACAUUUUGAGAGAGAGCAGGAGGGCAAUAUACGGCAACUCAUAUCAUGUAUGAGCGGCAUACAGGACGAGGAAGACCACAACUACCAAAUAGCUUUGCAGUUCAUUUGGUCCAACUUCAGAUUCCAUCGUUAUCUUGAUGUAAGCAGUCACAAUGUACACAGAACUUUAGAAGGAUUAUAUGAAAAGUUGAUGAUCCAUUCAGAUUUGGAUAAAGCCAAAAGCUUGAAAAAGCUUACAGAAGAAUUCUUGACUUUGCCUCUUCCAAGCACAGAGGGAUCCAAGACUGAUGCACAUUAUGCACUAUUGUCCCUGUUACUUUGUUUAUCUGACUCUCCUUCAAAUAAUGACUAUGUCGAAAAGCCAAGGAGUAAAGAUACAGCGGAAGUAGAAAAAUUUGACUGGGGCAAGUACCUCAUGGAGGGUGAAGAUAUUGGAUAUAGUCCUAAUGAUGUUACACCAGAAUGGUCUGAUGCUAGUGAAGAAGAGGAUGAUCAAGAGCCACUUAGCCGGGAAGACUCUGGCAUUCAGGUUGACCAAACUCCACAGGAAGAUCAUGAGAAGAAGACUGCUGCUCCUGUAGUGUCUUGGAAAGGUGAGCCAGAUGCACGAUCCUGGUUGGAGCAACAUGUGGUACAGCAGUAUUGGACAUCCAGGUCAUCCAGGUUAUCACACAGUUCCCAUUUACAUUCCAACCUUGCUGCAGUAUGGGACCAACAUUUGUAUGCCUCAGACCCUCUUUACACACCUGAUGACAAAACCUUUGUCACUGAAACCCAAGUGAUUCGUGAGACUUUGUGGUUACUGUCUGGUGUAAAAAAACUGUUCAUCUUUCACCUGAAUGAUGGAAAGGUGACUGUACGGACUGACAUUGUUGUUACACAUAUGACACAAAACUGCCUUAGAUCAGUGCUUGAGCAAAUAGCAGCAUACGGACAAGUUGUCUUCAGGCUGCAGAAGUUCAUGGAUGAAGUUACUGGACACAGUUCUGAACCUACAUUACCUGGCACCCUCCCAACUCCAAAAAAAGUACCAGAAGCUCAGUUUCGAACAUAUCAAGCCUUCAUGUGGGCGUUAUACAAAUAUUUCAUUAGCUUUAAACAGGAGCUUUCACAGAUAGAGAAAUGCAUCAUUAACAUGGAUGAAACGGUCACAUUGUCAAUUGUUAUAGAUAAGUUGUCCCCCCGACUUGCACAGCUCAAAGUAUUGCACAAAGUGUUCAGCACAGGGAUUGCUGAAGUGCCGCCUGACACCAGGAACGUAGUGAGAGCAUCUCAUCUACUUAAUACACUUUACAAAGCCAUUCUGGAAUAUGACAAUGUUGGAGAGGCCUCGGAAGAAACGGUGUCUCUUCUUUUCUUCCUCUGGGUUGAAACCGUGAGACCCUAUUUAGAAAUAGUGGACGAAUGGAUUGUCCAUGGGAAUCUCUUUGAUCCAGCAAAAGAGUUUAUCAUUCAAAGGAAUAAAGAUGUUCCUGUUAAUCAUCGGGAUUUCUGGUAUGCUACAUAUACAUUAUACAGCAUCUCAGAAAAGACUGAAAAUGAGGAUAAAAUGAGUGACAAUGCGAGUGCCAGUUCUGGCAGUGAUCAAGCUCCAGCCAGCAGGCACCAUACAAUGGUUUCUUUUUUAAAGCCAGUUCUGAAGCAGAUCAUCAUGGCGGGAAAAUCCAUGCAACUGCUGAAGAACCUUAACUGCAAGCUUGCUUCCCUACAGCAGGACUCCUCUAGAGAUGCUGAUAGAAAAAGCCUGUACGCAAUGUUUCUAGAAUCAGUUCAAUCCCGUCUAAGCCAGGGAAAAGAUUUGGCACCUGACCUUAUUACUGAACAGCAAAUUAACAAGCAAAGUCUUGUAAAGAUGCAUUCAAUAGUCUCCAAGCACCUUGAACUGGGUGAUACUCAUGACCCACUGCUGGCAAUCAACUUUGCAAGGUUAUAUUUGGAACAGAGUGACUUUUUGGACACCUUUACUUGUGGUGAUGUCUCUGUAGACCGUUCUUCAGAAUCUGUUACCUGUCAGUCAUUUGAGUUGACACUCAGAUCGUGCCUGUACCCUCACAUUGAUAAGCACUAUAUGGAGUGCUGUGGUAACCUCAUGCAAACUCUAAAGAAGGAUUAUAAACUGGUAGAGUACCUUCAAGCCAUGAGAAACUUUUUCCUCCUUGAAGCUGGGGACACAAUGUAUGAUUUUUAUACAGCCAUUUUUGACAAAAUAAGAGAAAAAGAGCCAUGGCAAAAUGUAUCUUUUCUAAAUGUGCAACUCCAGGAAGCAGUAGGUCAACGAUACCCUGAGGACGGUUCACGAUUAUCGAUCUCUUUUGAAAAUGUUGACUUGGUUAAGAAAAAACUUCCUGUGCAUACAUUAGAUGGUCUGAUACUGAGCUACAAGGUUCCUUGGCCUGUUGAUAUUGUUAUUAGCUCAGAAUGUCAAAAGAUCUACAAUCAAGUGUUUCUCCUAUUGCUGUUAAUAAAGUGGGCCAAAUACAGCCUGGAUGUCCUGCAGUUUAAUGAACUGGUUAAUGCCACUGAUAAAGAGCCUCCAAAAGAAGGUGCUGGACCUCUUAAUCCCCUAACAUCUCCUGUAGAGCCCAAAGACCAGCAGAUUCAUCGCAUGUUUCUUCUUCGAGUCAAGCUCAUGCACUUUUUUCUGAAAAAAAAACAGAUUCUUCACAGUACAGGUUUGGAGUUUCAGCAUCAAGUAGAGGAAGCCAAAGAUCUAGACCAGCUGAUAAAAAUUCACUAUAGAUAUCUGUCUACUAUUCAUGAUCGCUGUCUUUUGAGAGAAAAGGUGAGCUCUGUAAAAGAAGCAAUAAUGAAAGUGAUGAAUUUGGUACUUAUGUUUGCUGAUCGUUGGCAUGCAGGAUUAGGAGCAUGGAAGAUGGAAUCUAUUAUGAAGAUGGAAUCUGACUUUACAAACUGUCACAAAUUUCUUGUAAAAGUACUAAACAAAGCUGUCUGUAGAGGAUCUUUUCCCCACUUGGAAUCUCUUGCAUUGUCAUUGAUGGCCGGAAUGGAACAAAGUUAACCAUGUCAAGAACAUCCUGGCUUUCUAUGUGUCUUGUGGAACUAUGCCAGACUAUGGGGAUGUUUGUGUGCAUACGCUUAGCAUACAUGAGAACCAUACAAUUUGUACUUUUUUAACAAUUGUAUGAAGAGUAAAACAAACAUAUUACAGUGUAAACCAUUCUAAAUAUAUAAAUAUGUAUAUAUAGUAGUUAAGAUUGUAUGUUCACUUUUGAACUAUGUAUUUAUAUAGGUGUAUAAUAUGCAAUGUUUUAUCUGUAUAGAAAAUUAUUUUAUAAUGAAAUCUAUUUAAUAAAGAUUAUUUUUUUUCUAAA
Messenger RNA from Bombina bombina (fire-bellied toad), 3382 nucleotides. It is a transcript of the gene TUBGCP5, whose product is annotated as tubulin gamma complex associated protein 5. Gene Ontology annotation, cellular component: spindle pole; equatorial microtubule organizing center; centrosome. Bases 37 to 3069 code for a protein of 1010 amino acids. The transcript has 23 exons. Gene Ontology annotation, biological process: microtubule nucleation; spindle assembly; meiotic cell cycle. Gene Ontology annotation, molecular function: gamma-tubulin binding; microtubule minus-end binding. NCBI's taxonomy places the organism in Eukaryota, Metazoa, Chordata, Amphibia, Anura, Bombinatoridae. The record is from RefSeq and is a predicted model, not a curated record.